Molecule: messenger RNA, 1319 nt
Organism: Nerophis lumbriciformis (worm pipefish)
Lineage: Eukaryota; Metazoa; Chordata; Actinopteri; Syngnathiformes; Syngnathidae
Gene: cptp
Product: ceramide-1-phosphate transfer protein
Biological process (GO): intermembrane lipid transfer; ceramide transport
Cellular component (GO): membrane; cytoplasm; cytosol
Molecular function (GO): ceramide 1-phosphate binding; ceramide 1-phosphate transfer activity
Source: RefSeq, a predicted model, not a curated record
AAAACGUGACACGUUUCCGUUAUAGCCCGGCGCGAGUAUGCGCAGUAAGAACUCAACCCGGAAAAAAACAGAAAUGCGUAAUCGCCCAUCGGCUUCAAAUCGCCUUGGCAGUACCUGUUUGUAACACAAUGGCCGCUGUGGUGACGUCAGAGGAGCAGAAGUUCUGCUUGCAGGAAGUCCUCUCCACCGUCAAGGUGUGUCUGUCUGAAAACGAUGACGUCAUUCUGCAAAACUACGUGUCCUGCUGGCGCGGGCUCGUCAAGUUCUUGAACAGCCUGGGCGCCGUCUUCGGCUUCAUCUCCAAGGACGCGGUCGGUAAGAUCCAGAUCCUGGUGAACCUGCUGAACGGAGAGGCGUCCUCCCGCUACGAGACCGUGCAGUCCAUGGUCCGGUACGAGCUGGACAACGGCCUGGUGGACCUGGAGAAGCGGGGCGGCCACCCGGAGUCGGGCUGCCGCACCCUGCUGAGGCUGCACCGCGCGCUCCGGUGGCUGGAGCUCUUCCUGGAGCGCCUGAGGACCAGCGAGGAGGACGGCAAGACGUCCGCCAUGUGCGCCGAGGCCUACAACGAGUCCCUGGCGCGGCACCACCCGUGGGUGGUGCGCAAGGCCGCCGGCGUGGCCUUCUGCGUGCUACCGGGCCGCGCCACCUUCUUCGAGGUGAUGAACGUGGGCCCGCCGGAGAAGGUGGUGGCCAUGCUGGGGGAAGCGGUGCCGCUCAUUUCUGAGGUGUACCGGGUCACUGAAGAACUUUACGCCAAGAACAACAUGCUGGACUUGCCUUGAAACCUUCACUUAACAUCCCGGGCGGUAUAACUCGGUUGGUAGAGCGGCUGUGCCAGCAACUUGAGAGGUUGCAGGUUCGAUCCCCGCUUCCGCCAUCCUAGUCACUGCUGUUGUGUCCUUGGGCAUGACACUUUACCCACCUGCUCCCAGUGCCACCCACACUGGUUUAAAUGUAACUUAGAUAUUAGGUUUCACUAUGUAAAGCGCUUUGAGUCACUAGAGAAAAGCGCUAUAUAAAUAUAAUUCACUUCACAUUCAACAUGGCUGCUACUUUAGGGACUGUGCAAUAUCUGCAUGGCGGGACCACUACAAUAUGUCUACUUCUUGUACGUUUUUUCAUGAUGUCUUUCAGCAUUUAUUGAAUGUAAAACAUUGUGUACUGUUAAAUGUGUCCUCACAUUUAGUAUAGUGACGGCCUUCGUCAUUUUAAGUCAAAUCAAGAGCAAGUAUUUGUUGUUGUUCAAACCCCAAAACCAGUGAAGUUGUCACCUUGUGUAAAUGGUAAAUAAAACCAGAAUACAAUGAUUUGCAAAU